This is a messenger RNA of Ctenopharyngodon idella (grass carp), 3613 nucleotides long. RefSeq names its product keratin, type 1, gene c5 (gene krt1-c5). NCBI's taxonomy places the organism in Eukaryota, Metazoa, Chordata, Actinopteri, Cypriniformes, Xenocyprididae. The transcript is spliced from 10 exons. The record is from RefSeq and is a predicted model, not a curated record. Gene Ontology annotation, molecular function: structural molecule activity. Bases 1163 to 2488 code for a protein of 441 amino acids.
CAUGGUGGCCAUGACACUUUGAUAUCUACCAUGAAAGUGGCAAUCAUUUAGUACCAUGGUUUACAUCAAAGUACCAUGGUGUCACCAUCUUAUACACCCCUAUUAUACUUCACAGGUAUACAUGGUAUACUUCACAGAAUACCACGGUAUUACUGUAGUAAAUGUCCAAAAAACAUGGUAAGGGUAUUUUUUGUUAGCGUCAUGAAAGAUAAAAAAACACUGAGAAUCAAAUCUUGAAUCUUAAUUCAAAAAUUCAUUCAGAUUUUCAGUUUCAAUGUGUGGUAACUAGGUAAUUAGGUCAACCUCCUCCCCAAAUAGAAACAUUUCUCAUUGGUUUUGCCUUUCUGCUCUCUCUCAGUCUCUUCAUUGUUUGAGCUUCUUCCUGGCUAGUGAGGCUUUAGAGGACCUUCUCCGUGUGAAGCACAGUUCUCACGUUACAGGUCAUUGUACCUGCACUGAAUAGUGUCAAAAUGGACUUUUCCCCCUUCUCUAAAGCAAAUCAGGUUACACAAGAUUCAGAAAAAAUGGGUUGUGGUUAUUACAGUACACCCUGUCCCACAGUGGAUAUGAAGUCACUUCUAUUAUAAACAGUAGGCUAAUUGUCAGUGUUAAUUAUCUUAAAGGGUUAGGUUACCCAAAAAUGACAAUUCUCUUAUCAUUUACUCACUAUCAUGUUGUUUCAAACCUUUCUAAAGUGGAGCAUAAUCUUUUAUGUUCCACAUUAGAACAUAUUUUCUUAUGUGAAUAUAUUUUGGGGUCAAAACAACAAUGGAUUCUUUUGAUUUUCAUUGUAUUAAACUUUUUCAGAAAUGUGUGUGUCUAAGUCUGUCUUUUAGCAUAGGUUUCAUGAAAACAUCAUAAUUUUACUGACAUUUUUCAAAAUCAAAUGUGCAAUGUAAUCUGUGAAUGGUGCCUUGGGAGAAUAUCAUUGUGUUUUUUUGGUUUCAGUCAGGAAAUAUCCUUUACCUGUGGAGAGAUGUGAUUGGCUGGCAGUAGACUUCCAUAGUCAACAGCUCUUCAGGAGGAGUCCAAAGCAUAUAUAUCACCUGAACAACUACAAAUAAAAGCCACCAGUUCUUCCCGCACACAGGCGCUGCACUACAUUUGGAUACAAUCCAUAUCACAUAUAUACAGAAACUCCCUCUCUGGUUCUGCAAGCACAAUGACCUCCAACUUCUCUGUGCACAGUCACUCUCUUGGACGGCAGCCGUCUUUCUCCAGCAUGUCUAUGCGUGAUUUUGGGGUUCGGGGACGCUCUAAAGUCCCAGUGUCCCUCUCCUCAGCCAGUACUCUGUCCCUGUCUCGUUCCACCUCUCUGGGAAAUGGCCUAAACAUCCUAAGCAACCUCUCACUGAAUGGUAUGGGAGUUGGUGCCAGUGAGAAGGAGACCAUGCAGGGUCUAAACGACCGACUUGCCAGCUAUCUGGAAAAGGUUCGCUCUCUGGAGAAGUCUAACGCUGACCUGGAGCUGAAGAUUAAACAGUUGAUGAUUGAGCGAGCACCCAAGGGUCACGACAUUGAGGGAUUGAUGGCUCAAGCACAUGCGAUCGGACAAGAGGUGAGGAAAAAGACGUUGGAAAACGCUCGUAUAAUGCUGGAGAUUGACAAUGCCAAGCUUGCAGCAGAUGACUUUAGGGUCAAAUGGGAGGCAGAAGCUACCCUUUGCCAGUCGGUUGAGAGAGACUGCCAUGCUCUGAGACGAGCAAAAUCUGAUCAUGAUCAGAUCAUCGCAACCCUCCGAGGAGACCUGGACAGUCUGAAAGAGGAGCUCUAUUUCCUGAAGAAGAAUCAAGAUGAGGAGAAGAAUACACUGAAGUCCCGUCUAGCCAACGAGCAAGUAAACGUGGAGGUGGACGCAGCCCAGGGCCCAGACCUGGGAGCCAUCAUGGCAGAGCUAAGGGUGCAGUAUGAGAGCAUCGCACGGAAGAACAAAGAGGAUGCUGAGAUGUGGUAUCUGAAGAAGCUGGAGAACGUGCAGUCGGAGGUGAAGGAGAGUAACGAGGCUCUGCGAUGUGCUCAAAGUGAACUCAAUGAAAGACGACGCUUCCUGCAGGCGUUAGAGGUGGAACUGGACAGUCUGCGCAAACAGGUUGGUGUUCUUGAGGGGAACCUCGGAGAGACGAAUCAGAAGUACACGCUUGAGAUUGAGCGUCUUCAGGGCACACUUACACAGCUGGAGGACGAACUCUCACAGCUGCGCCUGGACAUGCAAAGAAUCAAAACUGAUUACGAGCAGUUACUGCGUAUCAAACAGAAUCUGGAGCUGGAGAUUGCCACCUACCGAAGGCUGCUGGAUGGAGAGGAAGUGAUAAAAGAGAUGCCCACUCCUAAAAAAGAGCCUGAAGUGAGAACCAGGAAGAUUGUCAAGGUGGUCACCCAGACCAUGGUAAAUGGAAAGGUAGUGGAUGAAUCCAGUGAAGUUGAACAGAUUGAAGAACGGAAAAAGUCUGAUUCUGUAAGGCGAGUCGCAAUAGAGCGGGUCAUUUAAAAGUAGCACAGACCGAAAGUCGCACAGUGAAACUAAAUACAUACGAUACUAGCUGAUAUCCUGAAUGAAGUACUAGUUUUAGAGGUAGUGGUAGAAAAAUGAUAUGUAGCUGUGGAUGGGGAUUUGAACCUGUCUGGUCACAGUGUGAGAAACUGAGCCAAACAAUGAAAUCAAGACAGCCUCACUUUGAGAACGAUGACUGAAAAAGCCCUGACACCAAAUCUCUGUAGUAUCAAAUGCCUUGCUUUUGUGAGGGUUUCUAGGUGAAACACCUAAUAUACUUCCACCUCAUCACAGUCCUGGUAAACAAGAGCUUUUACUUUGGUUUGCUCAGAUAAGCUCCACUAUUCUUUUGACAUCCCAGAAAUAUAACAAUUUAAGCACUUAACAAAUGUAUUAAAGUCAUGAACAGCCUGGCUUUCAGUAAAUGCUACAGUGCAAAGAUUAGAUGUGAAUGCGUUGAAUAAUUCUAUUGGCAAUCUUAAUGGAUGCAGGUCAGAAUUUGUUAUUAAUUUUCUAAAAGAUUACUACAACUAAAAUACCGAAUGAAAUGGCUGUAUUUAUCAUUUUUAUUUGCAGUAUUUCAUACCAACCAUAUAUCUAUAAACAUUUAGCUCAUAUUAUGGAAAUGUAACACUUGUGUUAGAACAAGAGCACCAAAAACCACAUUCAGUUAUUUUCACCAUUUGGCAGAUUGAAAUAUGAAAGUGUUUUUUGUACAUCUGACAAAUAAAGGUGUGUGAAAUGCUCAGAGUCACAGUUCAGCAUCUUGCACCCUGCGUAUUACCCCAUAUAAACCAUUGUGCAGAUGGGUAAACAUACUGAUACAUACAAUGAAGCAUUUACAAUAAAUUUUAGACUGAUCAGCCACGGUAUUCGACUCUUGUUUGGUGUCUGUUAUCCCUGAGAAACUUAUGAAACAUUAUUGAUUUUUUUCUGCUUUACCAUUGUAAAUCACAGGCAUUAUUAUUGUAACAAAUGCCUUUGCAAGCUACAGGUGAAUCACUUGGGUAUGGCAGGGUAUGGCGACUGCCACCAGGUCAAUGCAACUUAUAUAAUUUUAUUAAUUGCAUGCAGGAUUAAUGGAGUUAUAUUACUAUGUGUAACAUAUAAUUUGUAUAUGUA